This is a messenger RNA of Cynocephalus volans (Philippine flying lemur), 2451 nucleotides long. RefSeq names its product zinc finger protein 229 (gene ZNF229). NCBI's taxonomy places the organism in Eukaryota, Metazoa, Chordata, Mammalia, Dermoptera, Cynocephalidae. Gene Ontology annotation, biological process: regulation of DNA-templated transcription. Bases 1 to 2451 code for a protein of 816 amino acids. The transcript is spliced from 4 exons. The record is from RefSeq and is a predicted model, not a curated record. Gene Ontology annotation, molecular function: DNA-binding transcription factor activity, RNA polymerase II-specific; RNA polymerase II cis-regulatory region sequence-specific DNA binding.
AUGGAGACUUUGACUUCAAGGCAUGGAGAAAGAGCUCUUCAUUCUCAGGCCUCAGCCCUUUCCCAAGACGGGGAGGAUAACACCAACUUCCAGGAGUCAUUGACCUUCAAGGAUGUGGCUGUGAUCUUCACUGAGGAGGAGCUGGGGCUGCUGGACUCUGCCCAGAGGAAGCUAUACCGAGAUGUGAUGCUGGAGAACUUCAGGAACCUGGUCUCUGUGGGAGGCAAGAGUGGAAAGGAUAUGGAGUAUGUUCAAGAAAAAGAAUUAAGAUUCCUUUCACACAAAGAACUCUCCUACUGGAAAAUGUGGGAACAGGUGGCCGGUGAAGUAGUAGGGAGUCAAGACCCCAGAGUACAUCUGCAAGGGAAGGAAGUCCAGUUCUCAGAAGGUGCCGCUCCCUGUCAAGGGUGGGACAUAGCACCUGCUCAGGGUUUUCAGGUCAAGAAUUCGGUGGACGGUCUACCAGGGGAUGGGCCCAUCAAUUUAGAAAAUCAAGAGUUUCCAGGCUGGAAACUUUCCAUUCGAGAAUCUUGGACAAAGGCCUUUGUAGAUGAGCCAUGGAAUAUUCAAGAUAGGUAUACAAAACUCGGCGCAGAAGACACAGUAUGUAAAUGUGAUGGGGAUGAUUUCAGCUUCCACUGCAGAUCACAUUGUCACGAUGACCACAGAUUACCUGAAAGAGACAAACUAUGUAAUUGCAAUACAUGUAGAAAAGACUACGUUAAGAAGUCAAUAAUUCAUCACCCUAAUUCUGGAGAAAAUGGCUUUAAAAGCAGCGAAUUUAGAAAUGGCUUCAGGAACGAUCUAAACCUUCCCACUCAUACAAGAGUGCCCUUGAAAGAGAAACCCGAUAAAUAUUAUGAGUUUGGUAAGGGCUUGAGGCAGUGUGCCUGUCCUGACAGACAUCAGAGAAUUCCCAUAGGAGAGAAAGUCUUUAAAAGUCUUGAGCAUGGUCGGGUUGUCAGAUUUAACACGUGCAUCGACAGCUGUCCCAGAGUCCCUGUGGGAGAGAUGCCCUACAGGUGUGAUGUCUGUGGGAAGGGGUUCAGGUAUAAAUCAGUUCUUCUUAUUCAUCAAGGUGUGCACACAGGAAAGAAACCCUAUAAAUGUGAGGAGUGUGGGAAAGCCUUUGGUCGAAGCUCAAACCUGCUCGUGCACCAGAGGGUCCACACCGGAGAGAAACCAUAUAAAUGCAGUGAGUGUGGGAAGGGCUUCAGUUAUAGCUCAGUGCUUCAAGUCCAUCAGAGGUUGCACACUGGGGAGAAGCCCUACACAUGCAGUGAGUGUGGCAAAGGAUUCUGUGCCAAGUCUGCUCUGCACAAGCAUCAGCAUGUCCACGCGGGAGAAAAGCCCUAUAGCUGUAGUGAGUGUGGAAAGGGGUUCAGUUGUAGCUCCCACCUCAGCAGCCAUCAGAAAACACACACAGGCGAGAGACCCUACCAGUGUGACAAUUGUGGUAAAGGUUUCAGUCACAAUUCACACCUUCAGGCUCAUCAGAGGGUUCACACGGGGCAGCGCCUCUACAAAUGCGAUGUGUGUAGUAAGAGUUUCAUGUACAGCUCAGGGCUUCUCAUGCACCAGAGACUGCACACCGGAGAGAAACCCUACAAAUGUGAAUGUGGGAAGGGCUUUGGCCGGAGCUCAGACCUCCACGUCCAUCAGAGGGUCCACACGGGAGAGAAACCCUACAAAUGCAGCGAGUGUGGUAAGGGCUUCCGGAGGAAUUCAGACCUUCACAGUCACCAGAGGGUCCACACGGGAGAGAGGCCUUACAUAUGUGAUGUGUGUGGGAAGGGCUUUAUUUACAGUUCUGACCUCCUCAUCCAUCAGAGGGUCCACACGGGUGAGAAACCCUAUAAAUGUGCUGAGUGUGGCAAAGGCUUCAUUUACAGCUCAGGGCUUCUCACUCACCAGAGAGUCCACACAGGAGAGAAACCUUACAAAUGCAAAGAGUGUGGAAAGGGCUUUAGGUGCACCUCAAGCCUUCACAAACAUCAGCGAGUGCAUACGGGAAAGAAACCCUAUAAGUGUGAUCAGUGUGGCAAGGGAUUCAGUUAUGGCUCCAAUCUUCGUACCCACCAGAGGUUGCACACAGGAGAGAAACCCUACACGUGUUACGAAUGUGGAAAGGGCUUCAGAUAUGGCUCAGGUCUUCUGAGUCAUAAGAGAGUGCACACUGGCGAAAAACCAUAUAGAUGUGAUGUGUGUGGGAAGGGCUAUAGUCAGAGCUCCCAUCUUCAAGGUCAUCAGAGGGUCCAUACUGGUGAGAAGCCCUAUAAAUGUGAGGAGUGUGGGAAGGGCUUUGGUCGCAGCUCCUGUCUUCAUGUCCAUCAAAGAGUCCACACUGGCGAGAAGCCCUAUAAGUGUGGGGUGUGUGGGAAGGGCUUCAGUUACAGCUCAGGUCUGCGGAACCACCAGAGAGUGCAUUUAGGCAAGUCACCUUACAAGUAG